CCUUUUCUAUCUUACCACUUUAAGCCUUAUAUAUACUAUAGUUACCUCCAAUUCAAAUUACCAUAUCAAAUCAAGAAACUCAAUACACAAAGCUUUUCUUUUCUAGUAACCUUCACAAAUUCUUCUUUCAACACAAGAAAGAUAUAAACAUUAUGGAUAUGGUGAUGAAGUUGGGAGCACAAAGUCCAGUUGUGAUUUUUAGCAGAAGUACUUGUUGCAUGUCUCACACUAUCGAAACAUUAAUCCGAAAUUUCGGAGCAAAUCCUACAAUUUAUGAGCUUGAUAGACUUCAGAAUGGGAAGGAAUUGGAGAGGGCAUUGAUUGAAUUAGGGUGUCAACCAAGUUUUCCUGCUGUUUUCAUUGGAAAUGAAUUGGUUGGUGGUUCUAAUGAGGUCAUGAGUCUCAACAUUAGAGGCAAGCUCAAGCAAUUGCUCAUUAGGGCUAAUGCAAUUUGGGUAUAGUAAUAAUUAUUUUGCUAGCUGAAAAGUCUAGGUCUUGAUGUCAUUUUUGGGCAGUGAUAUUCCUACUAUUGAGUUUUUUCCUUCUUUUUAAUUAUGGCUAAAGAGGCCUUUUAGCCAUAAUGAUCACUUUCUACACUACUAGUUCAUAUCCAUAUGCUAAAGUUCUUGCAAUUUUCAUAUGUGCUCAUGGAAGUAAUAAAUAACACCAACUAUGGGAUGGUUUAAUCAUGCCCUUAAAUAUAUGAUCAUAAAGAAAGAGCUUGGGAAUGUUUAUUUAUGAUCAUAAAGGAAAAGACGGUUAAAGAAGACAAACAGAGAGUCGAAAUAUCCGCCAUCAAUCGGAUAUUACAGCGCGGAUCACGCUCAAUUUGGCUGUAGAUCGUGUUUUCGUGAGAGAAAAGUAAAUAGAGGAUUUUUACCUUAUUUAGACUUGUAUUAGGGUUAAAACUCUUCUAUUAUAUAAAGACGAGAACUCUUUCAUUUUUCGACACUAUUACUGGCAUGCAAAUCAAAGCAAUAAAGUUUAUUUUUGGCUUUUA
Nicotiana tabacum (common tobacco) is the source of this 1000-nucleotide messenger RNA. The record is from RefSeq and is a predicted model, not a curated record. Lineage: Eukaryota; Viridiplantae; Streptophyta; Magnoliopsida; Solanales; Solanaceae.